AUGGAGGGUGGCAGCAGUUUGAAGAUUGGUAGUUCAUCCAUUGGGAGGGUGGAAAAUGAUGCGGGGAUCUUUUCAAACUCUUUCCACAGAGAGGAUGAUGAAGAGGCUCUCAAAUGGGCUGCCAUUCAGAAGCUUCCCACUGUUUCACGUUUGAGGAAGGCUUUGCUCACUUCAUCCGAAGGGGAAGUGAAUGAGAUUGAUGUGCACAAACUUGGGUUGCAAGAAAGGAGAGCUUUACUUGAAAGACUGGUGAGAACUGCUGAAGAGGACAAUGAGAAAUUUUUGCUCAAGCUCAGGAAUCGGAUUGAUAGAGUUGCAAUUGAACUUCCUACCAUAGAGGUUCGGUUUGAGAACUUGAACGUCGAAGCUGAAGUUCAUGCAGGAACUAGAGCUUUGCCUACCUUCACUAACUUCAUGGUUAAUAUAGUGGAGGGCCUGGUGAACUCUCUCCAUAUACUUCCAAGUAGAAGAAAAACUAUAAAUAUUCUACGGAAUGUUAGUGGAAUAAUAAAGCCUGGCAGAAUGACAUUGCUUUUAGGCCCUCCAAGUUCUGGAAAAACCACAUUCUUGUUGGCCCUGGCUAACAAACUUGAUCCUAAACUGAAGUUUUCUGGAAAGGUGACGUAUAAUGGUCAUGGAAUGAACGAGUUUGUACCCCAAAGAACUGCUGCUUAUGUCAAUCAAAAUGAUUAUCAUAUUGCAGAGUUGACAGUCAGAGAAACCUUGGCCUUCUCAGCAAGAGUCCAAGGAAUUGGAACUCAUUAUGAGUUGCUUGAAGAAUUGUCCAGAAGAGAAAAAGAGGCAAAUAUUAAGCCUGAUCCAGAUAUUGAUGUCUACAUGAAGGCUCUAGCAACUGAAGGCCAAAAGGAAAAUUUGAUAACAGAUUAUGUUCUAAGGAUUUUAGGACUGGAGAUCUGUGCUGAUAUUAUUGUAGGAAAUGCAAUGUUAAGAGGGAUCUCUGGUGGACAAAAGAAACGCCUUACAAUAGGAGAGAUGCUGGUUGGACCAGCUAAAGCUCUAUUCAUGGAUGAAAUAUCUACUGGUUUGGAUAGCUCAACAACCUUCCAAAUUGUGAAUUCACUCAAGCAAUUUGUUCACAUUCUCAAAGGAACCAUAGUCAUCUCACUUCUGCAGCCAACACCGGAGACUUACAACCUUUUUGAUGACGUUAUUCUACUCUCUGAUAAUCUUAUAGUAUACCAGGGUCCCCGCGAAUAUGUGCUUGAAUUUUUCGAAUCAAUGGGUUUUCAGUGUCCUGAGAGGAAAGGUGUUGCAGACUUUUUGCAAGAAGUAACAUCAAGGAAAGAUCAGGAGCAGUACUGGGGACACAAAGAUAAACCUUAUAGAUUUGUCACAGCCGAAGAGUUCUCAGAGGCACACAAGUCAUUUCAUGUUGGGAAAAGCCUUCGUGAAGAACUUGCUACUGUAUUUGACAAGUCCAAGAGCCACCCAGCUGCUUUGACAACCAAAAAGUAUGGAGUGGGAAAAUGGGAACUUAUAAAAGCUUGCUUAUCAAGAGAAUACUUACUUUUUAAGCGUAAUUCAUUUACCUACACCUUCAAGCUUGUCCAACUUGCUGCACAGGGAACUAUUACCAUGACAGUUUUUCUCCAGACUGGGAUGCACAGAGAUUCAGUGAUGGAUGGCGGCAUAUAUAUGGGUGCAUUGUUCUAUACCCUUGUCGCGAUUAUGUUCAAUGGAUUGAUUGAAGUUUCCAUGACUGUUUCAAGAUUUCCUGUUUUCUACAAGGAAAGGGAUAAUCUAUUUUUUCCUUCAUGGGCAUAUGCUCUUCCUGCAUGGAUCAUAAGAAUCCCCAUGACUUUUGUUGAAGUUGCUGUUUGGGUAUUCCUCACCUACUAUGUCAUUGGUUAUGAUCCAUACAUAGAAAGGCAAUACCUUAUUAUUGUACUAGUAAAGCAGAUGUCUUUGGGAUUAUACCGAUUUGUUGCAGCACUUGGGAAGGUGUCAACAGUAUCUCAAACACUUGCGUCGUUUACAAAUUCCAUCCUUCUUGUUACGAGUGGUUUUGUCCUAUCAAAAGGUGUCGAAGUUUUGAAAUCCCGGGGAUUUUUCACUGAGUCAUACUGGUACUGGAUAGGUGUUGGGGCUUUGAUUGGAUAUACAUUACUUUUCAACUUUGGCUACAUCUUUGCUCUUAUGUACUUGAGUUCACCCAAAAAGCACCAGGCUGUUAUAUCAGAGGAACCUCAAAACAAUGAGCAGAAUGGAGGUAGUGAGAAAGGAAUGAGCAAAUCUUCUCAUUCUUUACCCGCUAGAGGAAUGGUUCUUCCUUUUCAGCCACAUUCUAUCACCUUUGAUGAAGUAUCAUAUGCUGUGGACAUGCCAAAGGAAAUGAAGAACCAAGGUGUUGUUGAGGAUAAAUUGGUUAUUUUGAAGGGUGUCAGUGGAGCUUUCAGGCCAGGUGUUCUCACUGCUCUAAUGGGUAUCACUGGAGCAGGCAAAACAACACUGAUGGAUGUACUUGCUGGUAGAAAAAAUGGAGGAUAUAUUGGAGGGAACAUCACAAUCUCUGGAUAUCGGAAGAAGCAAGAAACAUUUGCAAGGAUUUCUGGAUACUGUGAGCAAAAUGACAUCCACUCUCCACAUGUUACUGUAUAUGAAUCCUUGCUCUAUUCAGCUUGGCUCCGAUUGCUCCCCGAUAUCAAUGCAGAAACCAGAAGGGUUGGUGGUCUGGAUCCUAUGCCUUUUACUGGUUUUAUUAAAGUUGUAGCUACAGGCUAA
This is a messenger RNA of Sphenostylis stenocarpa, 2742 nucleotides long. The record is from the annotation of a GenBank genome assembly. NCBI's taxonomy places the organism in Eukaryota, Viridiplantae, Streptophyta, Magnoliopsida, Fabales, Fabaceae.